UGAUUAAACACCACAGAAUGGAGAAGCUAAAAAUGUUCACAGCAAUUUGUGUGUUGUUGGUUCUGGUGAGUCAUGUGCCUACUCAGUGUGCUCGGCCAGAAGAUGGCUUUACCAAUCCUAAAAACAGCAGAAGAAUUCAGAAGCGCUAUAGUGACGAAGAUUAUAUAUCUGCCUAUCAGAAUAUUAGAAAAGGUAUCCCCAACGAUGUGUUGCUUAGGAAUGGUGGAAAAGGUAUCCCCAACGAUGUGCUGCUUAGGAAUGGUGGAAAAGGUAUCCCCAAAGAUGUGCUGCUUAGGAAUGGUGGAAAUGGUAUCCUGAAAUUGGACUCUUUUCUAGAUCUGCUCCUUGCAGUCAUAGCCUGGGCGAUCUCGAAUAAAUACGAAUUUUGAGUACGUUCUCACUGGAGCACAGACUUGUGCAUGAGCACAAAAGUUGAGUUUGAGCAGGAGAAUGGUCUUACAACUGGGAAUCUAAUAACAAACCGUUUUAAAUUUUUGAGAGGCAGAAUAUUACUAUUAUAUUAUUACGUAUGUUUUUAAAGUGAAAUUUGUAGUUAUUAAAAUUUGGUCGAUAUCUUUUAAUUUUUUAUAA
Messenger RNA from Ylistrum balloti, 591 nucleotides. RefSeq lists its product as uncharacterized. The transcript is spliced from 3 exons. The record is from RefSeq and is a predicted model, not a curated record. NCBI's taxonomy places the organism in Eukaryota, Metazoa, Mollusca, Bivalvia, Pectinida, Pectinidae. The coding region runs from base 18 to 389 and encodes 123 amino acids.